GACGUACGAGUCCUCUACAGUCAGAUGGCGGGACGUGAGGUGGACGAACCUGACGCUCCCAUAGAAACCAGCCUGGACCAGAUCCUGGCCUACAUCAGGAGCCACUGGGAAAAGGUGACGGAGAGGAACCGGGCUGAGACCGACAGCUACCUGGAGUGCAAGGAGGCGCAGUGUGUGAGCAGACUGAGUCCUGAGGAGGAGCAGGUGGAGGCACUGAAGGCUGAGUGCAACGAGACCGGCUGCAAGAUCCAGAGCCUGCAGGCCGAGACCGAGUCCAUCAGAGCGCUGAGGCGUGGUCUGGAGAACUCGCUGGGUGACGCCCGUCACUGGCACGACAUGGAGCUUCAGAAUCUGGGCUCAGUGGUGGCAAAGCUGGAGGCGGAGCUUGCAGACGUGCGUGGCGAGAUCGAACAGCAGCGUCGCGACUACGACACAUUGCUUAGCAACAAGCAACGACUGGAGCAGGAGAUCGGCAUGUACCACGGCAUCCUGGAUGGAGAGGAGAGCCGCUUCCAGCCCGCAGACACGCUGUGA
Messenger RNA from Plectropomus leopardus (leopard coralgrouper), 534 nucleotides. Lineage: Eukaryota; Metazoa; Chordata; Actinopteri; Perciformes; Serranidae. The record is from RefSeq and is a predicted model, not a curated record.